This is a messenger RNA of Echinostoma caproni, 1671 nucleotides long. The record is from the annotation of a GenBank genome assembly. Lineage: Eukaryota; Metazoa; Platyhelminthes; Trematoda; Plagiorchiida; Echinostomatidae.
AUAUGGCCUUUCCUGCUUGGGGUUUAUCCGUGGAAUGCAACCGAGGACGAGGUGGAUCGAAUGAGCCAAGAGAAUGAACGGCUCUAUCAGAUCGCACUGGCUGAGUGGCGAAAUGCGCAGUACUGGAUCAAGGACCCGGACAAACCGGAAGCCGUUGCACAACCAUUUGGUCCACGAAACAUUGUUGUGCGUAAUGGUCAGGGAUCAUGUGAUUCUGCCCGCACAAACAAUCCUUUGUCUUCGCCCCAAGACACAAUGAAACUAGAUGAGAGUUUGAGUGUCACAUCCCGGGAUGCUUGUCAGUCGACCUCGCCCGAUCCACAAAGCCCGACCAUGAAUGGUAUCGUACAUGAGCUUUCGGGUUCCCCCAACCCUGUUAGUCCUGUCCACGAAGCGAACACAUCCAAUUCGCUUACACCAACCGCCACCUCGGAUGAUCUUGUGACCCCAGCGGCAGAUCGACAGAAGAAAUUCAAUUUUGACCAGCUGGUAAAUGGGACCACAACAACAAGCGAGCACAUUACACCUCGUUUGGAAUUCUCUCCAGACUCGGGAACAUCGAUUGACAUGGAGUCCGAGGGAGCGGCAGAUUUCGAAUUACCCGACGAACCUCCCUAUUCCGAUGACAUCUUGGAUGCACUUGGUAUCAAUCUGUACCGAAUCGACAAAGACGUGUCGCGAUGUGAUCGGAAUCAUAGCUUCUUCGCCAAUCCGAAAAAAGAUCUCACCUCAGAUGACCUCAACAAAAUCCAAUUGGAGUCCGACUUUUCCGAACUGAAUGACAAUCUUAACAAAUUGCGCAAUGUAAUUUGCACCUGGGUCUGGCUCCAUUUAGAUGCCGGAUAUAUACAAGGCAUGUGCGAUCUAUUGGCUCCGCUGUUGGUCGUUUUGGAGGAUGAAAGUUUAACUUAUGCCUGUUUUUGUCGUCUGAUGGAAUGGAUGUUGCCCAACUUCCCCGUAUCCAAAGCCACAUCGCCACCUGCAUCCAGCCGGACAAGAUUGCCCGUGUCCUGUUCUUCAACUAACAGCGCAGUGACUGAAACACCCGCAGCUGCACCGGUCAGACCCACACUGUUAUCCUUAGUCCAGAAGCACACGAAUGGAAGCUCGUCCCCAGUCAGUCCAGCUCCAUCUAACGAUUCCGUCAAUUUGAUUGACGAGGGCUGUUCUGAUGUUGAUCGCUCCUCAUCUGUGAAGAUUCUGCUACCUCAGUCAGUCCGUGUCCCCACAGUCCCGUCACCGUACGCCUCGGCUUUGGCCUCAUCCGAUGUGAAUUGUAUGGAUCUACGAUUUUCUAACCUAAAAGCUCUGAUAGAAGUUUUCGAUCCGGAAUUGUUCCAAUUUCUUACAGAAAAAUCGAUGGAUUCACAAUUUUAUUUUUGCUAUCGAUGGUUACUUUUGGAUUUCAAACGAGAAUUCAAAUACGAAGAUGUGUUUGCCAUUUGGGAGGUGAUUUGGACAUCCAGACGAUUGGUGGCCUAUGAUUUCGGAGUAUUCUUUGCGCUGGCUCUUUUACAAUAUUAUCGUGAUAUUAUUCUGUAUUACGAUAUGGACCUGACUGAAAUUAUUCGAUUUUACAACGAAUUGACGGAACAGCACAGUACCAAAGCGUUGUUGGAUUUGGCGCGCAGUUUGGUUUUUCAAAUGCAAAAUAUUCUCCAUGACAGCUGA